Leucoraja erinaceus (little skate) is the source of this 8490-nucleotide messenger RNA. Its product is annotated as mitogen-activated protein kinase kinase kinase kinase 4. The coding region runs from base 613 to 4470 and encodes 1285 amino acids. Gene Ontology annotation, biological process: protein phosphorylation. NCBI's taxonomy places the organism in Eukaryota, Metazoa, Chordata, Chondrichthyes, Rajiformes, Rajidae. Gene Ontology annotation, molecular function: ATP binding; protein kinase activity. The record is from RefSeq and is a predicted model, not a curated record. The transcript is spliced from 31 exons.
GCGACAUCGGGGAACAAAAAUAAAGAACAACAGCAGCAGGAGCAGCAGCAGGCUUGCACUGUAUCCGUGCGGUUGCGUGUGUGUGCGCGCAUUCAUUGGCGAGCAGCGCAUCUGGUGCCCAGAUCAUAAUGUUUGGUCCAGAUUGUUAGCAACAGCAGCGGCAGCGGCAGCGCCAACUGCAGGACGGGCUGUAGGUGCCGCGCCCUGACUCAGGUCUCCGGCUCAAACAUCCUAUAGCAGAGCUGCUAUAGGAUCUUUGCUCCGGCUCGUCCUGUCCCGGGAGCGCGCAUCUCGCUGGCAGCGCGCGUGUCCGCGUCCACGUGCACGCGCCCCGCGCGCUCCUGCGUCCGGUCGCGCGCCUCCCGGGGCGGGGUGGUGCAGAGCGGAGACUCGCUCUCGUCCAAGUCACUCAUUCAGGCAGACAGACAGAGCGGUUUCCUGUGUUUGUGUGGCUCAGGCGAGGGUGAGCUGGGAGAAGCAGCAGCUGUUGCCACCUGAACAUGGUCUAAAGAAGAGGAGAGAACUUCCCGGCAGCUCGCAUCCACGCCUAGAUGCACGGAUCAUACCCGACCGGAGAGUAAAGAGGGAAGAAAAUCCGCAAAUUUAACGAAGAUGGCGAACGACUCUCCAGCUAAAAGUCUGGUGGAGAUAGAUCUCGCCUCUUUACGGGACCCAGCCGGCAUAUUUGAAUUGGUCGAAGUGGUCGGAAAUGGCACAUACGGACAAGUGUACAAGGGUCGCCAUGUCAAAACAGGCCAGCUGGCAGCCAUUAAAGUUAUGGAUGUUACGGAGGAUGAAGAGGAAGAAAUCAAACUGGAGAUCAAUAUGUUGAAAAAGUAUUCUCACCACAGGAAUAUAGCAACUUACUAUGGUGCUUUUAUAAAGAAGAGUCUGCCUGGACACGAUGAUCAACUCUGGCUUGUAAUGGAGUUCUGUGGUGCAGGAUCCAUUACCGACUUGGUAAAAAACACAAAAGGAAAUUCCCUGAAGGAAGACUGGAUUGCAUACAUCUGCAGAGAGAUCAUUCGGGGAUUGUCACAUCUUCAUGUCCAUCAUGUUAUUCAUCGUGACAUCAAAGGCCAGAAUGUAUUGCUUACAGAAAAUGCUGAAGUGAAGCUGGUUGAUUUUGGUGUUAGUGCACAAUUGGACAGAACUGUUGGUCGAAGGAACACCUUCAUUGGAACACCCUACUGGAUGGCACCAGAGGUCAUUGCUUGUGAUGAGAAUCCAGAUGCCACAUAUGAUUACAGAAGUGACUUGUGGUCAUUAGGGAUCACGGCUAUUGAAAUGGCAGAAGGAGCACCUCCUCUGUGCGAUAUGCACCCAAUGAGAGCACUCUUCCUCAUUCCCAGGAAUCCACCCCCACGUUUGAAGUCCAAGAAAUGGUCAAAAAAGUUUUUUAGCUUUAUUGAAAGCUGUUUAGUGAAGAAUUACGUGCUGCGACCUUCAACUGAACACCUGUUAAAACAUCCAUUUAUCCGUGAUCAGCCCAAUGAACGGCAAGUUCGGAUACAGCUGAAGGAUCACAUUGACAGGACAAGGAAGAAGAGAGGUGAAAAAGAUGAAACUGAAUAUGAAUACAGUGGAAGUGAAGAAGAAGAAGAGGAAUUGCCUGAGCAAGAAGGAGAGCCAAGUUCAAUUGUAAAUGUGCCUGGAGAAUCGACUCUUCGUCGUGACUUCCUGAGAUUGCAACAGGAGAACAAGGAGCGUUCUGAGGCAAUGCGCAGGCAACAACAUCUUCAAGAACAGCAGCUCCGGGAACAGGAAGAAUAUAAAAGACAGCUCCUUGCAGAGCGCCAAAAACGAAUCGAGCAACAGAAAGAACAAAGGCGAAGGCUUGAAGAGCAACAGAGAAGGGAACGAGAAUCACGAAGGCAACAGGAGCGUGAACAAAGGCGGAGAGAGCAAGAGGAAAAGCGAAGACUAGAUGAAUUGGAACGUCGGAAAAAGGAGGAGGAGGAAAGAAGAAGGGCAGAAGAAGAAAAGAGGCGAGUGGAGAGAGAACAGGAAUAUAUCAGACGUCAGCUGGAAGAGGAGCAACGUCAUUUGGAGAUUCUGCAGCAGCAAUUGCUCCAAGAGCAGGCCAUGCUAUUGGAAUACAAAUGGCGGGAGAUGGAGGAACAGCGACAAGCUGAGAGAUUGCAGCGCCAGUUACAGCAAGAGCAAGCUUACCUUCUGUUGCUCCAACAUGACCACAGACAGCAGGAAAGGAUUAAACCCUACCAUGCUCUUGAAUCUAAGCCUCAUUUUGAAGCAACAGAUAGGAGUAGGGAGGUUGAUGAAAGAUUUAAGAAGAAUAACCAAGGCUCACCUCAAGCACAAUCAAAACAGAAUAGCAAAAUUUUGGAACCCCCAGUGCCUUCAAGAUCAGAAUCAUUUUCAAACGGAAGUUUUGAAUCUAAUCCCGUUGCAUUACACCGGCCCAUGGAGUCACAGGUUCCAGUGAGACCAACGCCUCGAUCCCCUGUGUUGUCUCGUCGGGAUUCUCCAUUGCAAGCCAAUAGUCAGUCAAGUGGCCAGAGUGGUCCAAAAACUUCCACAAGCAACAUAGAGCCCAGACUGUUGUGGGAGAGGGUAGAGAAACUCGUGCCAAGACCAGGCAGUGGCAGCUCCUCGGGCUCCAGUAACUCCGGCUCACAGCCAGGAUCUCAUCCCGGCUCCCAAACUGGAUCUGGUGAACGUUACAGGCUACGAUCUUCAUCAAAAUCUGAGGGUUCACCAUCUCAACGUCAUGAAAAUGUGAAUAGAAAGCAAGAAGAUAAAAAAGAUUUAGGGCCAAGCCGACCAGCUUUUCAGGAUCUUGCUGCCUUAGCGAAAGAGCUUCGAGCUGUCGAUGAUGUCCGGCCUCCUCAGAAAGUUACUGAUUAUUCUUCGUCGAGUGAUGAAUCAGGAACUACCGAUGAAGAAGAUGAGGACCUGGACCAAGAAGGAACUGAUGAAACGGAACCCAUGUCGGAUGAUGCUAGGGCAGUGUCGUCAAAGCUGAGCAAUGGAGAAACUGAAUCAGUGAAUACAAUGAUAGUUCGUGAUGAUCUGGAGCUGUUGACUGAAACUUCUGUUACUCCCUCUAAAGAUGGCACUUUAAUAGUUCGACAGAGCGCAGGUGACUUAAAGCGUGCCAGCCACCAUGAGAGUAAUGGCUUUGCAUCCCGCAUUCACCUCUUGCCAGAUCUCAUACAGCAAAGCCAUUCCUCCACCUCCCCAACCAGCCAGCAGUCUCCUAUCAUGUCCCCUCAGCUGCCCCUGGACGAGCUUACUACUAAUGAGACCCAGUCAGCAGGAAACACACUUCAGAAACACAAGUCUUCCUCAUCUUUCACGCCAUUUAUAGAUCCCAGGUUAUUGCAAAUAUCCCCAUCAAGUGGGACCACUAUAUCAUCUAUGGUUGUUUUUUCAAAUGACCAGAUUAGACCAGAAUCGAUGAGGCAGGAUCCCAGUAGAAAAGGCUCAGUGGUCAACGUAAAUCCAACCAAUAUAAGGCCUCAGAGUGAUACACCAGAAAUCCGCAAGUACAAGAAGAGAUUCAACUCAGAGAUUCUUUGUGCUGCCUUAUGGGGUGUAAAUUUAUUAGUGGGUACCGAGAGUGGGCUGAUGCUGCUGGACAGAAGCGGUCAAGGAAAGGUGUAUCCUCUAAUUAAUCGGAGGCGGUUUCAGCAGAUGGACGUGCUUGAAGGCCUGAAUGUGCUGGUAACAAUAUCAGGGAAGAAAAACAAAUUACGAGUAUAUUACCUGUCUUGGUUAAGAAACAAAAUAUUGCAUAACGAUCCCGAAGUAGAGAAAAAGCAAGGCUGGACAACAGUCGGUGAUUUAGAAGGAUGUGUACAUUAUAAAGUUGUAAAGUAUGAAAGGAUCAAGUUUUUAGUGAUUGCUUUGAAGAAUUCUGUUGAAGUCUAUGCAUGGGCACCAAAGCCAUACCACAAAUUUAUGGCCUUUAAGUCUUUCACAGACCUGUUACACAGGCCAUUAUUAGUAGACCUCACUGUGGAAGAAGGACAGAGGUUGAAAGUGAUCUAUGGCUCCAGCGCUGGCUAUCAUGCAGUUGACGUGGACUCUGGGACAGUCUAUGAUAUUUACCUGCCAACACAUAUCCAAAACUGCAUCCAACCACAUGCAAUUAUUAUACUUCCAAAUACAGAUGGAAUGGAAUUGUUGGUAUGUUAUGAAGAUGAAGGAGUCUAUGUAAACACCUACGGGAGAAUUACUAAAGAUGUGGUUUUACAGUGGGGAGAGAUGCCUACAUCAAUCGCUUACAUCCGAUCCAAUCAGAUUAUGGGUUGGGGAGAAAAGGCCAUUGAGAUCCGGUCAGUGGAAACUGGACAUUUGGAUGGUGUAUUUAUGCAUAAAAGAGCACAACGACUAAAAUUUCUUUGUGAGAGAAACGACAAGGUCUUUUUUGCUUCAGUUCGUUCUGGUGGAAGCAGCCAGGUUUACUUCAUGACUCUUGGUCGGAGUUCACUUCUCAGCUGGUAGAAAAGCAAGUCAUAGUUUGAGAGAAGCCAGUGUCUACUCAAGAUCUUUAAAGCCUUGAAUGAACUAACAACUGGAGGAAAAAAAACUGCACUGAUGUAAUGCAUUGCCCAAACCUAUCACGGACAUUAAAGUGAACUGAAACAAGGAUGCAAUGCUACUGGUGCUGUGAUAAUUUUACUGUCAGGUGACCGCCAGUCUAGAAUAGAAAAGAAACACCUCAUCUCAGUUACAACAUCCCUUGGCUUAAGAUGUCUGCUUUUUAAUUCAGAAAAGAGUCCAAUGAAUGCAAGAGGUUUGUUCCAAUGUAGUCAGGCAAAGGGGAAGUGGAAACUGGUUGAUAGACAAUAAAGAAUUGUGUAUCACGGAUAAGGGGAAGCUGAAUUUUUUUCAAUGUAUAUCAUUCUAAGCAACUUUUUCCGUAAGGUGACAUGUUUUAGAAAGAAAAUGCAAGUUUGAAAUUUUAAUUGAAAUGUGAAUGACAGAUUGGGAGGAGGUCUUUGCAAGGGAAAGAUGUUUUUACUCUUUUUCUGUAUAUCAGGUUUUGCUUGUGUUCGCAAUCUUUUUAAAAAAAAAAGUAAAUUGAAAUUCGUGCAAAGGACGAGGUUUGCACGGAUUUAUGGGGAGACCAGAAACUUGAUGUUUGGUUACAGUAUUAAAACUGCCUCUCCGUGGUUAGACUAUUUGUAGUAGUGCAAAAGCAGUUUAACAAAUCUUGCACUCAUAAAUUGCCCAAACUACUUUAAAACAUUUAUUUUGCCUACCUCAUAUGUUUAAGAAAGGAUAAAGAGGUGGUUUAGUCAUUUUAAUGUUAUUUGUAUCUGAAACUUGCAUCAUUGUCUAAUUUAAAGUUUAUUAAUACCAAAUUUAGGAUAAAACGUUUGUCAACUGUUGGUCAAAUUGUAGCUCGUUUUAGUAGGCAAACAGUGUGAUUUUUUUGUAAUUGGAAGAUACCAGCUGUGAGCAGAAACAGACAAAUUUAUGGUCAGCUUUGUGCGUGUGAACAUAAGAUGGAGGCAAGUAAUCAUCUGAUCUACAGUGCCCUCCAUAAUGUUUAGAACAAAGACCCAUCAUUUAUUUAUUUGCCUCUGUACUCCAACAUUUGAGAUUUGUAAUAGAAAAAAAUCACAUGUGGUUAAAGUGCACAUUGCCAUAUUUUAAUAAAGGUUAUUGCUAUACAUUUUGGUUUCACCAUGUAUAAAUUACAGCUGUGUUUAUACAUAGUCCCCCCCCCCCCCCCCCCCCCCCCCCCCCAUUUCAGGGCACCAUAAUGUUGGGGACACAGCAAUGUCAUGUAAAUGAAAGUAGUCAUGUUUAGUAUUUUGUUGCAUAUCUUUUGCAUGCAAUGACUGCUUGAAGUCUGCAAUUCAUGGACAUCACCAGUUGCUGGGUGUCUUCUCUGAUGAUGCUCUGCCAGGCCUGUUUUGCAGCCAUCUUUAGCUUAUGCUUGUUUUGGGGGCUAGUCCCCUUCAGUUUUCUCUUCAUCAUAUAAAAGGCAUGCUCAAUUGGGUUCAGAUCGGGUGAUUGACGUGGCCAGUUAAGAAUUUACCAUUUUUUAGCUUUGAAAACCUUUGUUGCUUUAGCAGUAUGUUUGGGAUCAUUGUCUUGCUGUAGAAUGAACCGCCGGCCAAUGAGUUUUGAGGCAUUUGUUUGAACUUGAGCAGAUAGGAUGUGUCUAUACACUUCAGAAUUCAUUAUGCUACCUCCAUCAGCAGAUGUAUCACCAAUGAUAAGUGAGCCAGUACCUUCAGCAGUCAUACAUGCGCAGGCCCUAACACCCCCACCACCGUGUUUCACAAAUUAGGUGGUGUGCUUUGGAUCUUGGGCAGUUCCUUCUCUCCUCCAUAAUUUGAUCUUGCUAUCACUCUGAUAUUAGUUAAUCUUCAUCUCAUCUGUCCACAAAACCUUUAUCCAGAACUGUGGUUCUUGACAAACUGUAACCCGCCAUGCUAUUUUUGUGGCUAACCAAUAGUUUGCAACUUGCAGUGUAGCCUCUGUAUUUCUGUUCAUGAAGUCUUCUGUGGUCAGUGGUCAUUCACAAAUCUACAUUACAAACGUCUGUGAAGCCAUGUGUCCCAAACAUUAUGGUGCCCUGAAAUGGGUGGAGGGGGACUAUGUAUAAACACAGCUAGAAUUUCUACAUGGUGAAACCAAAAUGUAUGAAAAUACCAUGGCACGGUGGCGCAGCGGUAGAGUUGCUGCCUUACAGCGAAUGCAGCGCUGGAGACCCGGACUCGAUCCCGACUACGGGUGCUGUCUGUUCAGAGUUUGUACCUUCUCCCCGUGACCAGCGUGGGUUUUCUCUGGGAUCUUCGAUUUCCUCCCACACUUCAAAGACGUGCAGGUCUGUAGGUUAAUUGGCUUGGUAAAUGUAAAAAUUGUCCCUGGUGGGUAUAGGGUAGUGUUAAUGUGCGGGGAUCGCUGGUUGGCGCGGAUCCGGUUGGCUGAAAGGGCCUGUUUCUACUCUGCACCUCUAAACUAAACUAAACCCUAUAAUAAAAUCUGACAAUGUGCACUUUAACCACAUGUGAUUUUUUUUUCUAUUACACAUCUCAAAUUGUGAAGUACAGAGGCAAAUAAAUAAAUGAUUGGUCUUCGUCACAAACACUAUGGAGGGUGCUGUAAAUGUGGUUGAAGCAAUGGCCACAAUUGUGAUCCUCCAUUUCAGUGCAGAGCAACAACUAACAUUCUUGUUACUCAGCAGAAUUGGAUUUAAGUAGCAGUUUGAAAAUAGUUUUACUAAGCUAUUCUAUUGCAUUAAAAUAAACUGUAAAUGUAGUAGGGAUCAGUUGGUUGAUUUACGAUGCAAUGCACUAAAAACACUUAAUUUCAAGAAUGUAGUAAAACUGCUUAUCAAUACUAUAUCUUCCCAUAUUUAGAUCCAAAAUUCCAGCUGUGGAAUGAUUUUUUUAAUAUCGCUGUAAACAGAAUUUUAUUUUACAAAUGUUAGACAUUUACAAAUGUGUCUACAGUAAUAAUCUGUUGAAUUGUCACUCAAUUACUUGAGAUACCUAUAGUGUAUACUAUACUAUACUGUUGUUGUAAUAAUGCGCAGUAGCAUUAUAUUGAUCCAAUGAUAUGUUAAACUUUUUUUGGUACUUUAUAAACAGCUGCCUUAUGCUGUUAUGUGCACAGGUUCUCAAACUUUACAGGGCUUAGUUCUCUUAGAGGAGACUAUUCUUUCUGCAAUGAAAUUUUCUCAGUGUGGUACAAGGAGAUCAAAUGUGUACCGUGGGAAUCUUUCAUUCACUCAUGUCACUGUGAUCUUUCUCUCUAGCAGCUCCUGUUCACUGAAUAAUUUGCAAUGUACUCCUAGGUCAUCCAUUUGGAACUGUAAAAGUAAUUGUAGAAACUUCCUGACAUAAGUAGGUUUACUGUGAGCAGAAUAUUUUUGGAUUUAAAAGAAAACACUGUUAAAUGUCCUGAUGUUGGAAGCAAUUCCUCUCAGCAGAGUCUGUGAUUGGCAACUCCCAUCUAUGAGAAGUGCCACGGUGGUGUAACAGUAUUAAAAUGCCACUAUCUCUUAGUUUUUUAAAUAAUUUCAACACAUUGUUUCAGUGCUUUCUGAGUAGGUGAAAAUGCCUAUAAUUUUAAAUUCUAAUACUUUGUUUAAAGUCAAAUAACCUUUGUUGUACGACUGCAGUGUCUCUAUCUUAUGCAUGUUACGUUCGAGAAAAUGUUUACAAAAUAUGUUUUUGUUACACUAAUGUGCAUCACACCUAUUUAUGUUUUUUUUUCUGAAAUGAUCUGAUUUAGUUUUUAGUUUUAUAUUACGAGUACACUUGAUGUUGAUAACCCUGAACUCUGCUGAUAACCAAGAAACUGAUAUAAAAAUAAAAUGAGGUAUACUGUGUCUAACUGCAAAGCAGAUUGGGAAAUACAGUUACAAGUAAACCUCUUCAAACACCCUUCUGCAAUGUGGUCUAACUUAUGUCCUUUGUGUAUUAUGAGAAUUCCUGUAUUUUCCCUGAAGUUCAUCUUUUCUUGAAUAAAAUCAACUUAAUGCACAUUGUGCAUAACACA